AUCCAAGAUGGCCGCGAUGACAGAUAGACCGAGCUGUUAACUGAACGCGGGAUACGCCUAAAAUUCCAGUGAUCCGAUCGAACCAUAUCUUUUCUAUAUUUUCGAUAAAAUGAACGUAAUAAGUUGGUGCAGUGGUGUGAAAGGCGGAGGAUCCAUGAGGGACAAAUGACUUUUGCACACGCGUAUGCUACGUUUUGUGUUCGGUCUGUUUUUUCACGGAGAUCAAUUUGUCCGUCAAAAACAAGAACUCGCUCUAAGGAAAACGAUCAAAGAUUAAAAGUUCUGAGGCUUAUGCAUUGAAAAAUUUGAGCUUCAGAAUAGAGAAAAUGGAGGCAGUCGUGCUGCACAACUACGAAGCUCAGGAACCUGACGAGCUUACUUUGAAGAAACGAGACAUUAUCACCGAUAUUAAAGUUACUCUUGGCGGUUGGUGGGAAGGUACCAUAAGAGACAAACGUGGCUUGUUUCCCAACAAUUUCGUCAAGGUAUUAGAGCCUUUGUCGGGUGGAAGUGCAGGAAACGGAGGAUGCAAAGUGGCUUCGGAAGAAGUUCCUUUGAAGAAUGGAGGCUCGAGAAAACGAUUUUGUAAAGUGCUUUUUAGUUACGAGCCUUGUAAAAAUGACGAAUUAAAAUUAAUACCUCAAGAUACAAUAGAAUUUUGGGGCGAGGCCGAAAAUGGAUGGUGGAAAGGUAGACUCAAAGACAGAGUUGGAGUAUUCCCCUCCAACUUUGUAUCUCCGCUUUACGAAGAAUCCGAAACGCACAAAGAUCAAGAGAAAAAAGAAUUGUGCAAAGUAAUUUCCUCUUACGAAGCUGCCAAUGAAGAUGAAUUAACGUUAAGCGAAGGAGAUAUAAUAACCCUUUAUUCGAGAGAUGCUCCUGACGAGGGUUGGUGUAUAGGAGAAUUGAAGGGCCAAGUGGGUUGGUUUCCUGAUAAUUUUGUCGAAAUGAUAAAUUCUGUAACGGAUCAUCAGGAUCACGAACAGAGACAUGAAUCAUAUGUGAAAUCGCUUACAGAACAUUCCGAUCGGGUAAAGAAGAAUAAAAAACCGUAUAUUAGAAGAAGUUUGGAUGUACAAUCUGUAAACACAGAAUCAACUAAGGUGACCAUAUCAACGACUGUACCUUCUUCGAUAACAUCCACUUCUCCAGGUGUAGGAGGAAGUAAUGGGGAAAGAGUAUCGAUAGGAACGCAUUUAAUCAUAUCGAAUUUAAAACGCCUUGUACGCGACGUUGAACCCAACAGUGACAAUGGAAGCAAUAAUACAGCUUUGGGCGAAGAAUUGGACGGUGUGGAACGAGGAGGAGCACCACUUUCACAUUUAACAGCAUCUCGAGCUAAAGCACCCCGUCGGCGCCCACCUUCUUCGCGACGCUUACGACAUCAUGCCACUGGACCAGCCAACACCACCACAUCCACCACGAAACCGGAAGAUAAUUUAGCAAACUGGAAUCCAGACACUAUGUUAGAACAGUUUCGCGAAGAAGAAUCCGAAGGACUGACUGCGAAAGCAAGAAGGAAAGCGCCAUGGGUAGAAGAAUUGAAAUUAAAUCAACUAGAAAAGCGAAAAAUAGGACCGAUCGAUCGUGUCGAUAAAGCCGAAGUUAAGAAAGAACGCAGUUAUCCACGGUUGACAACGACGUCUGCCUUGGAGUUGAUUAACAAAUUGAAAGCAAAAAGUGAAGAAAUUAAAUCAAAAGAUAAGAGUCAAAAAUCUGAUACGUCUCCGCAUCUCGAGCAAACUUUAGCUACGUCUGGUACUCCUGCUUAUGUUCCGUAUGGUCUCUACAAUCAACUAUUACAGAGGGUUGCAGCGUUGGAAGAGGAACAAGCAUUGUUGCAGCAAAUGAUGGACCUUUUUUUGGAUCAGUUUGUACCUCUUUUGUCUUGGAUCAACAGCCCUACAGAUUAAGAGAUUCGAACGCAUAAAUUCUACAGUAUGUUUCUUUCUUUGUUAUCGUUUUACGCAUAAUGUAAUUGUUUCGAUUUUUCUAUCUAUUGUAAAUAGGAGAGUCAGCUGGCAAUUCUUUUAUUUAUUAUAAUAUGGUAACAGUAUUUCUCUAAACUUGUUGAUAAAUGUAACAUUCCGUACGUUGUGUUUUGUAGAUAAGAAAAAGUAUUCCUCUGGUUCGCGAUUAGAUUACAUCGCAACUGCCUGAUUAUUUGAUAUAUGCAUAUUUUUGUAAGUGGAGCCCAAGUAUUUCAGACAGAUGCAUUUCUUACUAUACCGUUCGAAUUCUUUUAUUUCUAUAACGAUAUAAUUUUUUAUUAGUUUUUGAUUAUACGUAAUUGGAUGAAAUUUAAAGUAUGUUUUCUUAAUCAGUCAACGUGGAAGCAUUUGAGUCGUUACAAGCCAAAGUGAUUAACUCCACUUGUUGCGCUUUUUAAAAUCUCAGUAUCAAAGCACUCGAUUGAUACAUAACUUUAUAUUUAAAAUAAAAGAAAUUUAAAUAUUGAACCGAACCUUAAGAAAGAAUAUAUAUUAUUUUAUCGAUUUCUUUUCUUUUCCUUUUGUGGAAUUAAUUGAUUUGGCAAAUGAGCGGCUCAUUUAAGAAUGUACUUACUGACGAUUAGAUGCUGGAGGAUAUUCUUCUGGGACAAUUUCAGCUUAAACGUACGCUAAUUUAUUUGAAGUAGGACACGUGAUAUGUCUGAAAGCUACGAUUAACAGUGCCACUUUAUGCUGACCAGUUAACAGAUACCUGGCAUAUACAGAUACACGGGUAAUUAUUUUAAAAGUAUUCUCCAACAUUCAUUUAAAAAAUAAAUGUAUUUUCAACGUGUAUUUAAGAUACACGUGUACCAGUUUAGACGUUAUUCGAAUAAGGAGUAACAAAUGAAAUUUUAUUUAUUAUUCGAUUAUAAUUCUCGAAGUUUAUUCAUUAUUUAUUAUUAUUCGUUCAGUAUUGUUCAUUUUAUUGAUCUAUGCUUGAGCAUGAUUGGGAAGUAGGGAAUAAGGAAAACAGCUAUAAACAUUUUGCGUAGAGCAGAUUCAUAAACUAAUUUCUAUCUACGUUAGCUCACGAAUGAACUAACUUUAUUCGCGAAUAAAAUUUGCCCAACUCUGAACGAGUUUAGACAUUUUUAUUCGUUAUUCGAGAAUAAAAUCGGUUUAUUCGUUAUUUGAAACAACUUUGGUCUGACGUUGGUUCGCGUGUAUACAAAAUAGAAUUUGAUAUAGUCGAUUUCGAAAACAUUGAUAUACAGGGUGUUCGGUCACCUCUGGGAAAAAUUUUAAUGGGGUAUUCUAGAGGCCAAAAUACGACGAAAAUCAAGAAUACCAAUUUGU
This is a messenger RNA of Colletes gigas, 3290 nucleotides long. RefSeq names its product SH3 domain-containing kinase-binding protein 1-like. The record is from RefSeq and is a predicted model, not a curated record. Lineage: Eukaryota; Metazoa; Arthropoda; Insecta; Hymenoptera; Colletidae. The coding region runs from base 327 to 1913 and encodes 528 amino acids. The transcript is spliced from 9 exons. Gene Ontology annotation, molecular function: protein binding.